GUCGCCGUGGGCGCCUGCGCAGUAGGGAGGGCGGCGGAGCGCAGGGGAUCGGGGCCGGAUUGCGGCUGCUCGACCCGGACGGCUGCAGCAUGGCAGAGGAGGAGUUGGAGGCGCUGCGGAAACAGAGGCUGGCCGAGCUGCAGGCAAAGCACGGGGAUCCUGGCGAUGCAGCACAACAGGAAGCAAAGCACAGGGAAGCAGAAAUGAGAAACAGUAUCUUAGCCCAAGUUCUGGAUCAGUCAGCCCGGGCCCGGUUAAGUAACUUAGCACUUGUAAAGCCUGAAAAAACUAAAGCAGUAGAGAAUUACCUCAUACAGAUGGCAAGAUACGGACAACUAAGUGGGAAGGUAACAGAACAAGGUUUAAUAGAAAUCCUUGAAAAAGUAAGCCAACAAACAGAAAGGAAAACCACAGUUAAAUUCAACAGAAGAAAAGUAAUGGACUCUGAUGAAGAUGACGACUAUUGAAUUUAAAGAUGUCAGACACUGCAACAUAAUGGAACAGUUCUAGGACAGAUAAUAUUUGGCAGAAGUUAAGAUAUGGUUGAAUGUUUACUUUGUUUAUUGUCUAUAUGCCUUUGGAAAAAUAAACUUGUUAUGUAAAAUAAAACAAUUUGGGUGAAGUUGUUUUAGUACCAUAGUACCAAGAAUGAACAGAUCUGCAUUUUGCUUUUUUUCCUUUCCUACCAAAAAAACCUAUAGCAGCAUGAAUAUAUCUUUUGUAAUUAUGAUAUUAGUGUUAGGUAGGAAAAUGGCCUUAGCAGAAACAGAAGUUGCUCGAGUGGUCUUCAGUAAGAAGAAAAUAGCAUCCAGUAACAUGGUGCGCGUUAAAGACCAUGGAUUAAACUGAACCAACUUUAAUCUCUAAUAUUUAACAUCUAAUAUUUUCAAGACACAGGUUCUGAAAGCAGGCAAGCUGUUCUUCUGACUGCAGAUAGUACUUACAUUUAAUGUAAGAAAAUUCAUAGCUUUGGUUUCAUUUAUCAUCUUUUCAACUGCAUUGAGAUACAUUAUCUAACAAAUCUUGCCUCUAUCCAAAAAGUCUAUAACUAGAGUGAUACUUCCAUUGAAAAGAAUUCCCCAAAUAACCAGGACAUACUGGUAAUAAUACUUGAACAAUGAAAACAUGUUUGUAAGAGAAAUGAUGACUUCUGAUGAUUCAAAUCUGGUUGAGACAGUUUAACAGUUUACAUUUUGGUAGAAAUGUUCUGGGUGCUUCACUGAUAAAAGUUGCAGGUAACUUACAGCAAAUGUCAUCUCUUACAUUAUGCUUUAUUCCCACUAGGUUCUGAAACCUUUACUCAUAAAUUUAAAUCAUAAAUUUAACUCUCAAGUGAGCUGUUCAGUGUAACUUUUUAGAUGUUUUAGUCCUGUGAGACCCAGCCCAGGGGCAAGUUGUAACAUUUAGAGAGAUGAAUAAGAUUAGUUCCAGAAAAGUGAUGGGAAAUGUGGUUUACAAGCCCUGUCUCUGCUUUAGCUAGCAUACUACUGAUGCGUUUAAACUAUAUUUGAGAGCUUACUCUUUUUGAGACUUGAAAUUUGCAAGUAGUGAAUGAAGAAAGUGUUGGAAUUAAAUGUCUAGCUUUCCUGAACAAAUGAACGAGAACCAUGAAGAAC
Molecule: messenger RNA, 1616 nt
Organism: Rhinolophus ferrumequinum (greater horseshoe bat)
Lineage: Eukaryota; Metazoa; Chordata; Mammalia; Chiroptera; Rhinolophidae
Gene: PDCD5
Product: programmed cell death 5
Exons: 6
Coding region: 90-467 (125 amino acids)
Cellular component (GO): nucleus; cytosol
Molecular function (GO): DNA binding
Source: RefSeq, a predicted model, not a curated record